This is a messenger RNA of Trichoderma harzianum CBS 226.95, 1830 nucleotides long. RefSeq lists its product as hypothetical. The record is from RefSeq and is a predicted model, not a curated record. The transcript has 3 exons. Bases 1 to 1830 code for a protein of 609 amino acids. NCBI's taxonomy places the organism in Eukaryota, Fungi, Ascomycota, Sordariomycetes, Hypocreales, Hypocreaceae.
AUGCUUCUUGGAGACGACGCGAUUACGUCUCUUGCCGGUUGGCAAAAUCUUCCAUUUGGCAAUGGAUAUUCGGUCCCGAGCAAUGCGGCGCCUACGGAGGGGGGCCCGCCUCCGCCACCUCCAGGCACGGCUCACCAAGCCGAGAUGGCCGGAUUUCUUGCCGGAGUUGGCGAUCGAUUUAACAACCAACUAACCGGAGAUGUGGGCUAUGCUUCCCCUGCUCUCUCCAUGGUCGUCGAGGGAAACCAGGGACAACGUCCCCGCCAACGCAAACCCCGUGCACGAGCGCCCGCCCCACAGGAGUGGGAGUAUCAUAAGAAUAACAUUGAGUGGUGGUAUAUGCACAAGAACCUUACUUUGGCGGCAACUAUGGUGAAAAUGACGACAAUUCACCAGUUUAUUGCAACGGACAAGAUGUAUAAAGACAAGUUCAAACAGUGGAAAUGGUCCAAGAAUAUGACAAAAAACAUAGCCGCGCGGAUGACCGAUUUCAACCCUAGAAGGCCACUUUUAGGUUUGAAUAUAGGUAACUUAAAGUGGCCCAUCGAGCGGAUAAAGAACAUGAAGUCGUUGGGCAGAGCUUCCGGCGAAGGAGGCUCUUCUAUACAGGAGGACUGCCCCACGCUGGACGGUUCGACCUAUGAGACAGCAACGUUUUCCGGCAUUACGGACAAUGACAGCAACUUCGGGAACUUACAUGGCACUGAUGGAGCCUGUGCCGAUACUACCGAAGACCUGUGCAGGUCCCUUGACGAAGGGCAGUGCCGCAUCAAUUUGACUUCGGAAAUCCACUCCCGCGUCCAAGAAGUUACGAAAGCGUUCGACGAAGUUACCUGUAACUACGAAGAGGCAGAGUCAACCCUUAAGGAUGCGCUUUCCUGCUACAACUACCACCUAUCGCCAGUUCACCCCAAGACACAGGAGGCUGGCCACAUGCUUGCCUCCUUAUUUGUCAAAACGAGGCGCAUCGGCGAUGCUAAUUGCAUACUUGACUGGAUGACCAAUAAGCAUGGAGGUACCACCUCUUGCAGCUCCAAGAUCGUGGCUCAUGUGCUCCGUGUCAUAGCCUUCCUUCGUAGGACACGAAGGGAUGGAGAGGCAGAUCUAUUUACACUCCGCCUCUUAAAGAACCACCGAGGUCCGGAGGCGCGUCAUUUCCUCCUACAGAAUUCUUUUAUUCGUUGUAUCAGGUCGAAUGAGAGGAUUGAGGAUCUGCUAGCACAGAGUGAACCCGAUGAGCUGACGACCAUGUUCAACAUUCUGAAAGAUCUUUCAAAAGAUCCCAACAACCAUGCGUUACUUCAAGAUCUACUCUCUCAUUAUAUACGGAAGUGCGACCAACUGAGGCUUGAGCACCUGGCCAUCUGCUCUAGAUGCAUUUUGGCGACCAUAUUAGCCGAGAGCCACCAACUUGAGAGAGCUUUACAUACUGCGGAAGAAAGCGAGCAGCUUUUGAAGCAUCAACCUUCAAUGGAGCCCUCGACGUUCGAAUUGACUAAACGUGUUGCUUUUACGUUCUUUGAGAUAGACAUAGAAGCCUGUUUCAGAGUCCUAGGCUCCGUAUUACAGAAUAUGGACGUCGAAAAGUUCAACGAUAGUCGCAGCGGCUACAGGAUUUCGGUGUGCGAGUUUCUCAUCUCGACGGCAUCUGAAUUCCACAACAGGCGUGAAUGCGACCAAAGCCGUGCUUGGAUGAACCAAGUUUACUCACGGUUCGAUAUACUGUUUGGGGAUAAUCAUGAAUUUACGAGGCAGGUAAAAGAAACGAUGGAGACUUGCGACAUGGAUAGGUUGAUGAGUGGUUUGCUUAGGAUGAAACUGGAUGAUUAA